CAUCAUGAAGCUGCUCGCUGUGAUCCUCGGAGUUUGCUCCGUUCUCAGCCUGACCCAAGCCCUCCCAGUCAACGUCACAUUCACCGUGGACACCGGAGACUCCGGCAUUCAAAUCAGAGGCCUCUGCAACUUAACGAACCAAUACUGCCCUCACACAUUAGGAUCGUUCUGCCCUCAAUGUGCCGCUGACGGGAACUUCCUUCCAAGGCAGUGUUCUGGCUCCACCGGGUACUGCUGGUGCGUGAACGUCAUCACCGGAGAAAUGAUCCCCAACUCCAGGGUUCCACCAGGACACCCGCCUCCAAUCUGUGCCCUCCCAGUCAACCCCACCGACACAGUGUACUACGGAGAAUCCAUGCCGGUCUACUCCAGCGUUCAAAUCAGAGGCCUCUGCAACCUCAUAAGUCAAGAAUGCAUUCUCAUAAUGGGAGCACAGUGCCCUCAAUGUGCCGCUGACGGGAACUUCCUUCCAAGGCAGUGUUCUGGCUCCACCGGGUACUGCUGGUGCGUAAACGUCACCACCGGAGAAAUGAUCCCCAACUCCAGGGUUCCACCAGGACACACGCCUCCAAAAUGUGCCCUCCCAGUCAACCCCACCGACACCGUGGACAACGGAGGCUCCAUGCUGGUCGACUCCGGCGAUCACAUCAGAGGCCUCUGCGACUUCAAAAGGCAAAACUGCAUUCCCGUAAUCGGAGCACAGUGCCCUCAAUGUGCCGCUGACGGGAACUUCCUUCCAGAGCAGUGUUCUGGCUCCACCGGGUACUGCUGGUGCGUGAACGUCAUCACCGGAGCAAUGAUCCCCAACUCCAUGGUUCCACCAGGACACACGCCUCCAAAAUGUGGCUCAUCCAGUGAAGAAAGUUCAGAUUCGUCAAGCUCAGAAGAGACCAAAGAACAGAAGGACUCUGAUUCAUCAAGCUCUGAAGAGACCAAAGAAGAGAAGGACUCUGAUUCAUCAAGCUCUGACGAAUCCAAGAAGCACAAGGAUGAAUCUGAUUCAGAAGAGACCAAAGAAGAGAAGGACUCUGAUUCAUCAAACUCUGACGAAUCGAAGAAGCCUCAUGACAAAGAAGAGAAGGACUCUGAUUCAUCAAGCUCAGAAGAGACCAAAGAAGAGAAGGACUCUGAUUCAUCAAGCUCUGAUGAAUCCAAGAAGCAUCAUGACAAAGAAGAGAAGGACUCUGAUUCAUCAAGCUCAGAAGAGACCAAAGAAGAGAAAGACUCUGAUUCAUCAAGCUCUGAUGAGACCAAAGAAGAGAAGGACUCUGAUUCAUCAAGCUCUGAUGAAUCCAAGAAGCAUCACGACAAAGAAGAGAAGGACUCUGAUUCAUCAAGCUCAGAAGAGACCAAAGAAGAGAAGGACUGUGAUUCAUCAAGCUCUGACGAAUCCACGAAGCAGGAUGAAGAAUCUUCAACUUCAGAAGAGACUAAAAAAGAUCAAAAUUCGGAUUCAUCAAGCUCUGACAAGAGUCACGAUGAUUCUAAAUCUUCAAGUUCAGAAGAGGAUUCCGGCUGCCCCGAUGACUGGACACGCUUCGGCCAGCAGUGCUUCAUCUUCAUCAACAGCCCAAAGACGUGGGCCGAAGCUGAGGCAUACUGUCAGUUCGACGGAUCCAACUUGGCGUCGAUCCACAGUUAUGAGGAGAACCACUUCCUCCAGUCUCUGACCAGAGCAGACACCCAUAACUUCCCCCAGGCCUGGAUCGGAGGAACCGACACCAUGCAUUUUGGUUUGUGGACGUGGUCCGACGGUUCAAGGUUCCUCUACGAAAACUGGAGCUAUAAGGGCAAAGAUGGAGACGCUGACCGCUGCCUGAAGAUCAACUACCAUUACGAGUUGAAGUGGACGGCUGCUCGCUGCUCCGAGUCCCUCCCUUUUGUUUGUUCCAAGAACGCCGAAAAGGAGAACGAGGCAUAACUCCACCGAAAAAGUAUCCUCGCCACCAACAACCCUGUGAACCUUUGGCUGUUCCAAUACUUUUACUUCAUUACUAUGGAAUCCCAAAGAAAGGGGAGCGUGUCCUUUCCAGCAGAAUGGAGUUUUUCUGAGGAUUGUACCACAUAGACGUGUAGAAAUGGUCAUUGAAACCUAAUAAAAAACCUGCAUGAAAACCUG
Molecule: messenger RNA, 2119 nt
Organism: Oryzias latipes (Japanese medaka)
Lineage: Eukaryota; Metazoa; Chordata; Actinopteri; Beloniformes; Adrianichthyidae
Gene: eslec
Product: eosinophil lineage-specific marker
Biological process (GO): cell-matrix adhesion
Cellular component (GO): basement membrane
Source: RefSeq, a predicted model, not a curated record